This is a messenger RNA of Rhinocladiella mackenziei CBS 650.93, 2001 nucleotides long. RefSeq lists its product as uncharacterized. The transcript has 3 exons. Lineage: Eukaryota; Fungi; Ascomycota; Eurotiomycetes; Chaetothyriales; Herpotrichiellaceae. The record is from RefSeq and is a predicted model, not a curated record. Bases 1 to 2001 code for a protein of 666 amino acids.
AUGAAUCCGCCUGCCGCACCCCCAUCGCGUCCUCGCCGGCGGGCGGCACCGAAAGCUCUCGAUAUGGUCCACAACACUUACGGCGUUGGCACCAAAAGACCGAGGAACACAUCCGCUCAGCAGACAAAUAAAACGCGGAAACGCAAGCGUGAUCACACGCCAUCUCACACCCCUUCACAAGACGAUGACACUUCGCAGUACAAACCGACACCUACUCACAAGCGCAUGCCUAGUCACUCUGGCUUGGUUGAGGAAGAAGAUAUCGAUGAAAUAGAACACCGGAUUUUGGCCGAAGCUCGUGGAAUCACGAGGAAGAACAUCCCCUAUGAUACAUUCCGCUCGACCUUUCUGAGCCGCUUCAAACACAAAGACAAACGACCUCAGCUCAACAUCCAAGACAUUAAGGAUAUUGGUACCGGUGAAUGGGAACAGAAUUUGUUCUUUCAGCGAAUGCAAAAAGCACUCCCUAAAAAGGCUGAUGUGGAACUUGUUUUUGAACAUACGCAAAGCCCCAUACAAAAGGCCUCUGAAAAAUUCCUGCAAUGGUUGCGAAGUGCCUGGAACGUAUUCUAUCAUCAGCCCUUCCGCCACUAUCUCUACGGGAUUCUUUUCCUCAAGUCGUACGCCUUGAUUACCUACGUUGAUCAUGGCUCUGCCGGGUACUCUGAGCCGCUGGAUUUUGUGAAGAAACCCGAACAUACUCAAUUCCUCGCGGAUUUUCUGGCGGAUUUCAUCGCGGAACCUGAACACCGUGGACGAGAUCCCCAUGUUACGGCUCAUCAACAAGACGGCUCGAUAUUCAUUGAGUAUGCGGGAAUAACGUGGACUGAAGUGCCCGAUAGCUUGCUAUGCUACCGUCCCUGCGUUUUUGGGAGACAUCUUAGGGUCACGCGAGUGCAUCCUGCGGACUCCCCGAACGAUAAGUGGGUUAUGAAGGAUGCCUGGGAAGAGAAGGUUGAACACCCAUCGCCGCCGCCGGAAGAAGAGGUCAUCAGCAUCCUUGUCGAGGCAAACGUACGAGGCAUUCCACAGCUCCAUGAAUCGACAAGCCGGGAACUUCUUCAGCAAGCCAAAGAGAAGAGAAAACUUUUUAAUGAAUGCACCGACAUGCGCAGACGACGUGCCCGCCUUAUCAUCUCGUAUUGCCAACCGUUGAAAGAGGCGAUGCGCAACGCUCGACCGAAAGAGCUCAUGCGAACAAUCCGCGACGCUAUGAUUGUUUAUUACGAGGCGUAUAAACGUCCUGAGCAUGGCUUUCUUCAUGGUGAUAUUUCGAUUGAGAAUAUCAUGGUUCCGGUGAAAGAGACUCAACUUACUAGCGGCCUUACCCACAAGACACUGCGCGGUACUCUCAUUGACUGGAAUCUAUGCUUCACCACCGACGGGAGAGCAUCCAGCAGAAACAUUCGAAGUGGCACUGUUGCAUUCAUGGCGCCGGAUCUUCUUCUGGAUGAUCCAGUUGCUCGAAGAACCUUGGGACAUGAUAUGGAGUCGUUCUUUGCAGUCAUGCUUUGGGUCGCAUCACUCGACUAUGACGAUGAAAUCGCCUUUCAAAAUAAGCCUCUAGUUGAGCUUAUGAUCGAUACUAAGUCCCCUACCAAACUUAUUGCAGGCACUAAAUUGCUUUUGUUCACAAAUCCAAAUAUUUUCGACAAGUCGAUAAUUGGUCACUUGGAAGAGCCAUAUCGCGAAGAUGACGACUUUAUCGAUUGCAUAUGGGACCUUCGGGGCAUCUUAUACGGGCAGAAUUACGACGAAAAUGUAUUGAGGCGUAGCAGAAAGGGGCUAACGAAUCCCAAGAAGGAGGAUGAUGAUGAUGACCCAAUGAAGGAGCGCUUGUUCAAAGACUGCAUGGCAGUUUUCGAUAAGUACCUCGGCGACGAAGGGAAGCAAAGUGGCAGCUACCGGUUGAACAAGAUCGAUGCCGGGGAAGACCUAGAAGAAUCGGAAGAGAGUAUUGAUACGGAUUUGAUGGAAGAUGAGUCCGACGAUACAAACUAG